UCUAAAGCAAACAUGCCGUCGUCUCUGCUGUCCGUACGGUCGGCCGCGAUCUUCCUCGUCCUUUUCUCUCAGUGUGUGAGCGGAAAGGACUGUGUGUGUGAGCUGAACAGCCUGCAGCGUCCAUUCCCAAUGGACCAACUCGACUCCAUACAAACUGCAGCUGAUAAAUGCAUGAAGAGCAUCAGUUCAGCAGAGUUAAUGGAGAUGGAUAUACUGAUGCUGGGUGUGCAGCGGCGUCUGGACCAGCUAGAGGAGACCGUGUCCGUGUUGGAGAAGGAGGACGACGGUAAUCUGUAUGGAGCCGUGUCCCUGCGAAUCAUCGAGCUGGAGCUUGCUGAGGUCCUGGAGCUCAUGGCUAAACUCAAGAAAACCAUCGAAUUAAACAAGCAGCUCAAUGAGAGCACGGCAACCAAGCUGCAAAACAUGACGGAGGGCAUGACGACGCUCGAGGCCUUUGACGUUUCUCACGUGGUGAUCAAACAGCGAGAAAAUCUGCGUAUUAAACGAGACUUGGUUGAGUGUCAGCAUGAGCUUAAGGCCACUCCUCCUCCUCCCACUCCUCGUCCACGACGCUGUCCACAAGGUCUUUUGGUCAAUGUGACCGGGCCUAGAACUUACUCCCUCACCCAGUACGGAACUUCAUACCCAUACGGUGCCUGGGGGAGAGACCCAAAACCUGCUCCAGGGAAGGAGGACAUGUACUGGCUGGUGGCUCUGACCAGCAGCAAUGCUUUUGCCAACUUUGUGCGACAUUACAGCACUUUGAGCACUUUACUGGUAGGCGUGGGUCCUGUGGACACCACAAUUGCAUCCUCAAACCCCACCACUAAUACCAUCAUCGGCCCUAAUGUGGUGCAGUACGGGGAUGCGCUAUACUACGGCUGCUAUAAUACACCCUCUGUGUGUCGCUUUAACAUUUCUGCCCGCUCCAUCACCAAUACACCACUUCCACAAAACUCUGGCUUCAAUAACAAGUUUCCUUUUGGCCACUUGGACGCCACGUACAUUUACACAGACUUGGAUUUCUCCACGGAUGAGUCUGGUGUCUGGGUCGUCUACACAGCGCCUGACAACUUUGGCAAUGUGAUCCUUAGUGAGAUAAUAGAAGGAAGUCCUCCAUCUUUGGGCCGAACAUGGCGAACAUCUUUGCACAAGCGCACCGCCACCAACACCUUCAUGGCAUGCGGCGUGCUUUACGCAACACGCUUUCUGGACAAACAGACGGAGGAAAUCUUCUACUCGUUCGACACAGAAACAAAGGAGGAGCGCUACGAUCUGAGGAUCCACAUCAAGAAAAUGCAAACCAAUAUCCAGUCCCUGAAUUACAGCCCACGAGACAGGAUGCUCUACGCCUACAGCGACGCAUACAUUGUCUCGUAUGAUGGUGUCUUUCAGUAAACUCUCACCUUGACAGUAAAUCAGAUUCCCUUUUCUAUAGAUCAUAGUGGUUUAUAACUUUAGAAAUGUGUAAUCAUUUAACAAUACAGUUGUUAAAUUGUCUAUAGUUUAAAUUCCUUUUCA
Messenger RNA from Clarias gariepinus (North African catfish), 1521 nucleotides. RefSeq names its product olfactomedin-4-like. The coding region runs from base 13 to 1398 and encodes 461 amino acids. The record is from RefSeq and is a predicted model, not a curated record. The transcript is spliced from 5 exons. NCBI's taxonomy places the organism in Eukaryota, Metazoa, Chordata, Actinopteri, Siluriformes, Clariidae. Gene Ontology annotation, biological process: signal transduction.